Puccinia triticina is the source of this 1512-nucleotide messenger RNA. RefSeq lists its product as uncharacterized. Gene Ontology annotation, molecular function: ubiquitin protein ligase activity; ubiquitin conjugating enzyme binding; zinc ion binding. The transcript has 5 exons. Lineage: Eukaryota; Fungi; Basidiomycota; Pucciniomycetes; Pucciniales; Pucciniaceae. The coding region runs from base 1 to 1512 and encodes 503 amino acids. Gene Ontology annotation, cellular component: ubiquitin ligase complex; cytoplasm. Gene Ontology annotation, biological process: ubiquitin-dependent protein catabolic process; positive regulation of proteasomal ubiquitin-dependent protein catabolic process; protein polyubiquitination. The record is from RefSeq and is a predicted model, not a curated record.
AUGUUGGUUUUUUGGGUGGAUGAGUUACGAUUGUUUGAAAGAGGUGGGAAGGGAAAGCAGCAAGAGGGAGGGGUUUGGGGCAGGAGCCAGCCAAGGUCCGACCGCCGCCAAUUAGUAAGAGCGACUUCUGCACGCACGAGAACCCCUACAAGCAACCGAAACGAAGCAAUGGGAGGCCAAGAUUCACCCGAGAACGCACGCCGAGGACGAUGUCUCGAGCUGCAAGCGACCGAACUGGACACCCUCCGCUCGAUCUACUCGAGCACAGCCGUCCGAACACUGCCGAGGUCCGGCACCACAAGCUCAACGACCAUCUCGAUCUCGAUCCAAAUCGACCUCUUCAAGUCUGUCCCGGUAACCUGUGAUGUCGGGGGGGCCGAGGAGAGCUGCUUGUCGAGUGAAAGGUCGGCCGAGCUACGUUUCCUGCCCCCCUUCGAAUUGGUGGCGCGGCUGCCGACGGGAUACCCUCUCGACGAGCCCCCAGGACUGACGAUCGUGAGCGGGUGGGCCCGGCCGGAGGACAUCUCCCGGGGCGAGACGGAGGUCGGGCAGAUAUGGGAGGCGUGGGCGACGCCGGACGGCGGCGGCCAAGAGUGUCUGGCGGUCUGUGUGGACUGGCUCGAGCACGACUGGCUCCUGCCCCUCCCCCUCCGCUUCAGAAACCAUCUGCCGCCGCCCGAUUGGUCCCGCUUCCGCGACCACGAUCUCCAGCUCCGGCACCACGAGUUCCUCAAUCGCGACUUCGUUUGUCCGAUCUGCUUGGAGACCCGGAAGGGCAGACAAUGUAUCCAGCUCCAAAACUGCGGCCAUAUCUUCUGCCGAGCGUGUCUCCAAGCGUUCUUCAGCCUGCUGAUCAAAGAAGGCGAGGUGCGGAAAGUGGUAUGCUGUAAGGAGGGAUGCAAGGGCACAAGGAUCGGGGCUGAGGAACUGGAGAACGUCGUCGGCCGGGAUCUUCGGACGAGAUACGAGCUGCUGGUCCAGAAACUCGCCAUCGAAGCAGACCCCGCCCUCGGGCUCUGUCCCAUGGAAGAGUGCCAAGCUUUGGUCUCGCCCGACCUGGCCUUCGACGGCACUCGGUCUGAACAUCUUCGGGUCUGCCAUCGGUGCGGCUACUCGUUCUGUUUCGUCUGCAAGAAAACUUGGCAUGGACCGACGAACAAAUGCUCGGUCCCCUAUCUGGCCCGGAUCAUCGAGGAAUAUCUCGGCGAAAGCUCGCCAGCCAAGCGGCUCGAAAUCGAGCGGCGGGUCGGAGGACAGGCCAAGCUACAGAAGCUCGUCGACGAGCAUCUCGAGGAGCGUGCCAACCAAGAAUGGAAGGCCAGCCAUACAACCGCUUGCGUCACUUGUUUCAUUCCUGUCGAGAAAAUCGAGGGGUGCAACCAUAUGAUAUGUACUAAAUGUCAGACUCAUUUUUGUUUUCGUUGUGGACUCAAACUGUCUCCCCUCCAACCUUAUCUGCACUUCUCAACUCCCGAAAGUGGCUGUUUUAACCAACUUAUGAACAUUUCUUGA